UUUCAAUGAAAACCCAAAAUGGCAGCCUCCAUGAUAACAAUGUGGUGAACAUGAGCUAAUCGUGUUGCUGGUUGUAAGUUGACGACAUAUCAGAUCGCCGGUAGUUUGACAAACAGAAAUUUAGCGACGGGUCAGAGAGAUAUUUAUCUGCGGAGAUGACUGCUGCCGAAGCCAAGCAGACCAGGAGAAUCUACGUCGGGGGUCUCUUCCCCGAGAUACUUCCCGACGACCUACGCAACAAGUUUGCCAGGUUUGGUUCUGUGGAGGAUGUCCAGAUCAAAGUUCGCAGGGAUGAGCAAGGUGAACCCGUGAAAACCUUUGCCUACCUCAACCUAAAUGGAACAAAGAAAGAACUUGACACAUGUUUCAGCACGUUCUCCAGGGCUAAAUGGAAGGGUUCGACUAUGGUCCUGCAAACAGCCAAAGAGAAUUUUCUCACCAAGCUGGAGAAGGAGCGAGGUGAGGCUGCCCUCCCCCAGGAUGACGGCAGGACCGCCCAUCUACACGACCCCCUCGCUGAGGCGCCAGGGGUGCAGGACUUUGUGAUGAGGGGAGCUGUCCCAGGCACCCCCAUCCCCGGGGAGAAGAAUUGGGUAGUCGGCAAGUACGGCCGAGUCCUCCCCAUCGUCCACCUCAAGAAGCAAAGCCAGCACAAGAUUGUCCGUGUUGACCCGUCCAAGCUCUGUCACAACCUGAAGAAGCUGAAGGAUGAUGGCCUUGCAGAGAAAGGUCGGGUCAGCCUCACAUGGACUAUUGGUGACCAGGACUCGGACAUCACGCGGAAGCGGAAAGGGGAAUUCCCUGUGGAGCACAAGAAAAGCAAGAGGGCCGCCAGCCAGAUGGUGAUGGACUUCCUGACUCAGCAGAAACACAGACACGCUAAAGUCGUGAAAGAAGCCAACAACUUCGAGAUUCUGCUCCGAGACGGGACGGUGAAGAACAACUCAAGUCAACAAAAUGGUGGCAGCAGAGGUAAAGGCUCCUUGGACAAAGUGAUGGCUCCAGAGAAAGGCUCCUCCGAUCAGGAGUCUGCUGAUACUGACGAAAUCAUCGCUGCUACAAAGUCAAAGACAGCUGGCAAGAAGAAGACAAACGCUGUUCGUCAGCCAAGUAAAAGGUUCCAGGAACACUACACCAGUUCUGACAGUGAGAGUGAGACCGGCGAUGUCCAGUCUGAGUCAUUUGUGUAUGUCGCAGGGAAGAAAGGAGCAAAGCCAGGAUCUCAUGUUAAGAAAUUUGCAUCUAAGACACCCAGUAAGUUAAACUUGAAGUCAUCAGCUUCAGACUCCUCCAGUGGAGACAGCAGUGGUGCGGAGGAGGAGGGAUCGUCCCAGGAGAAGGGAAGUGGCAGACCAACUGAUUGUUCUAACAGGGAGUCAAGUGAGUCGGAAUCUGCGUCGGACAGUUCCAGUGAUAAUGCGUCCUCCAUGGAACUUGAGGACGGACAGCUUGGGAGCUCAGGCAGCUCCAAGUACGAGAAUGACGAUAAGGACUCCGGCUCUGACUCCGACUCCAACCCUGACUCUGACCCCGACUCCGACUCUGACCCCGACUCCGACUCUGACCCCGACUCCGACUCCGACCCCGACUCCGACUCUGGCAGGAAUGAGCCUCAGUCUCGAAGGAAGUCUGGGAUUCCAGAGUUCCGAGGGAGAGCUGUGUUGGAUCAGGGGGAUGUCUCCGGCACACCUCCUGGGAAAGUUGCGAAAAAGUCCAAAGACCAAAAACCAGGAGCAGUCAAUGACAGCAAGAAACCAGAUAGACAAAGCACGGAUGCUGAAGACAGUGACUCCACUGGGUCAGCAGACACUGAUGAGAUUCUGGCCAGCUUCAGAAAGUCUUCAAGGACCACAGUCCCACCUGCUGGCCAAAGCAAGAUGACGUCUGCUCCGUCGUCUGCUCCGUCGUCUGCCCCGUCGUCUGCCCCAUCGUCUGCUGGUCUGUCCAGGGCAGUGGAUGAGUUCUCCUGUGGCUUUUCUGUAGAUGGAGGCAGGAUUGUGUAUCCACAACGAGUGAUCGACAGCGGAGAGGAGAGUGACAGUUCUCAGGAAUAUCGACCUUCAAAAAAGCAGAAGAAGUCCCUGAAAGAGGAAUCUGGGAUUAGAGGUGACAGGUCUGCCAAUCAGAAGACAAAACUGGCCCCUGGUGCGGAGAAGAUGGUGGACAGACAGGCCGGGAAGUCGGAGGAGGGUCAGCGGGGUAAAGAUGUUCCAAAAUCUUCAGAUAAAAGUAGGACUGAUUUCAACAACACAGGCAGAGAGAAGCUGAGUCAGGCGGAGAAGCAUAUGGAUGACAACCGGCGCCGUCUGGAAACGAUACGAGAGAGGAAGAGAGAGGUACAGAGUCGCAAAGCUGCAGUGCGUGACGCUCUAGCUCAUGUGGACUCCGGCAGCAGACUCAACAAGAAGAUCGUGUUCGACUCUGAUGAUGACAAGGAGGAAACACCAGCAGCAGCGGCAUCAACAUCAGUAACAGCUGUCAGCACCACGCUGUCGUCUCCUUCAUCUGAUGAUGAUGAUAACAGUAGUGAUGACAGUAGUGAGGACAGUAGUGAGGACAGAGAUUCAUCUCUGGUAAAGAAGCGCAUGCCCCUCUUCGGUAGCUCAGGAUCAUCGGAGGAGGAGGACGAGGAGGAGAUGUUCCGUGUUCGGCCUCAGUAUGAAGGGGAGAAGGGCAGCAAGUUGAUGCAGCUUCAGGCCCGUCUGGGAAGUGAUCACCGGUUCCGUCUGGACGAGCGCUUCGUGGAGAGCGAUGAGGAACAGGAGAAAGAGGAUGGCAACGUAGGGGAUGUUGACAUGGAGGGCGAGCGGGCGAGGGCGCUGCGGAUCCUGGAGGAGGUGGUCGGGAGGCAGCCGAUGGCGAGGAUGCAGAGGCAGGAGAGUCAGAGGAAAACCUUCAAGGAUGUGAGCACCCUCCACUUCGACCCAGCAUGCGAACAGCACAGACAACUGGAGAUGCAGACAACGCCAAAGGAAAAGAUUCCAAAAAAGAAAGGCUCAAAAAAGAACAAGGAGGCUGAGGCCCCUGAGAUCGUUGUGCCCGAGGUCAGCAAGGAGCGGUUUUUCGAGGUGAGCUCUGCAAUCCAGGACGUGUUCAACAAGACGCAUGAUGACAAGGCGGCAGCAUCAGGCUUCUCCCUCAUGGCGGCCUUCGGGGGGCAGAGUCAGACCGACACCAGGUCUCAAUCUGGGGAAUACAGUGCUCCUGAGGUUAAGGCGCCCUCUGGUGCCAUGAAUCCUUGGCAGUCCCGGUUUUCGGUGGAUGUCACUGACGACUCCAGUGACGACGAUCAGGAGCAACAGAGCUCGGCGCCGUCAGCUCACACAGACAGUGUUGUGUGUCCUGUCAGGAAGUUGACGUUUUUCUUCUCUGAGGAUGACGACCGUCUUCAAGAGGGUGUGGAUUUCUUCAAGAGACCUCAGGACUUCGACUCGGUGGUUGAGAAAUGGAGGGAACAGAGGCCGAAGCUGAUAGAGGUAGGUAAUGGAGGGAACAGAGGCCGAAGCUGAUAGAGUCCUACCGGGAAAAGUGGAGAAAAGCUGUGAAAAACAAGAGGAAACUGCAGAAAACAUCGACUUGGCACAGUGGCGGCCAUCGAACACCAAGCAGACGGGCCAAGGUCAACAGAAGAUCAUUCUAAUCAGCUCCAGAUAUUGUUGACUUCAAUAAAUGUUUCAUUGUU
Molecule: messenger RNA, 3682 nt
Organism: Haliotis rufescens (red abalone)
Lineage: Eukaryota; Metazoa; Mollusca; Gastropoda; Lepetellida; Haliotidae
Product: nucleolar protein 8-like
Exons: 17
Coding region: 156-3509 (1117 amino acids)
Molecular function (GO): RNA binding
Source: RefSeq, a predicted model, not a curated record